AUGCUUCCCCUACCCAGUGGAACACGACACAAGCCUCGUUACGCGCCCGUCGGCGCCUACAGCUCGUACUCGUCACCUCUAACCGGCAGUGUUAUGGGUGUACUCCGCACACGCUCUCGCUUAACCAACCUAGCGGUCGCGCUCAUCCUGCUCUUUCUCUCCCUAUCCCUGCUAGCCAACUUGCGGUCUUUAGCUUCCGGGCCGCCCCACCCGCAUUUCAGAUGGCAUGCGGCGUGGGAUGAGCUAGCAGACGCAGACAUCCUCGACAGCGGCAGGCCACCAAGCGUCGAGACGACGAUCAAGCGCGACCCACGAAUGGUAGAGGUCGAUCACCUCAUCCUAGUCCCAGGUCACGCGGUGUGGCUGGGUUCCGACGUCGGACAGGUAGGAGAAGACGGCGAGUGGGUGCUGGAGGGGAUGCAGAAGGGCGGGAGCGUGGGCACGUACAUCAAGCAUAUUGAGAAGGGAGCCAACAUGGCCGCAGACGACCCAAACUCGCUUUUGGUAUUCUCAGGUGGCGCAACACGCGUACAGCUCACGUCGCCGCUCUCGGAAGGAGCAUCGUACCACCGAUUGGCCGCCGCCAAGGGUCUUCUCGACACUACCGGGUCCAGCACACAUCUCCCCCUCUCGGCUCGCGCGACAACAGAGGAAUUUGCACUUGACAGCUACGAGAACCUCCUCUUCUCCAUGGCGCGCUUCCGGGAAGUCACCGGCCACUGGCCAUCACAGGUCACAGUCGUCGGCUACGGGAUGAAGCAACACCGCUUUGAGCAGCUGCACCGCGGCGCGAUCCGUUUCCCCGCGGACCGGUUCAGCUACGUCGGCAUUGACGACAUGGGCGACACGAGAGCGCACUAUGAGGGCGAGCUCAAGUACGGCUACGCGCCAUUCCUCUUUGCGCCAUCCGGGUGCCGGCCACCACUCGCAACCAAGCGCGCCAACCGCAACCCCUUUGCUCGCUACCCACCCUAUCACUCUAGCACGCCCGAGCUGGCGGCACUCCUCGAGUGGUGCCCGCCCAGUACACCCAUCGGGGACGUCGCUGUGCCCACAACGCUGGGCGAGAGCGAGGGGAUGGAGCCGCCAGCCGGAUUUGUCGUGUACGACGGCAAGCUGCCGUGGGACGGGCUGAAGCGGUGGAACCGUGAGCGGGACUAG
Cutaneotrichosporon cavernicola is the source of this 1161-nucleotide messenger RNA. RefSeq lists its product as uncharacterized. The coding region runs from base 1 to 1161 and encodes 386 amino acids. Gene Ontology annotation, cellular component: cytoplasm. NCBI's taxonomy places the organism in Eukaryota, Fungi, Basidiomycota, Tremellomycetes, Trichosporonales, Trichosporonaceae. The record is from RefSeq and is a predicted model, not a curated record. The transcript is spliced from 4 exons.